AUGCGUCUAUAAUUGGUGGAUGUUUUUAAUGCAUGGACUUGUAUAGAUGUCUCACUCGAAAUUAUAAUAUAAUGCGUCAUUGGAACGUGCCUGGCCAAUGAAACGUUGUGAAAUGCUUUACUCAAAGCUGACCCCGCCUUUCUGCCUCCCCACAGCAUGAUGACCUACCUUAGACCUCAAAAGUGCGUUAUGAGGGGUCUAUUAGAAAGAUGAAAGUGCGUUUAUACCUCCAAGCACAACAGAUUAUCCCUGUUCAUUAGGCGGUUAGACAUCCUGAUAAAUGCCAACUGGAUUGCCCAGACUUAAGAGGACUCUCAUUACUCCAUGGCAAUGUUUUCCAGCCAGAUGACUUCAACUCCUUUCUCAGUGCGCGAUAUAUUGAAUCUGGAGCAGAAUCGGGACCUGGUCUCUCUGGACAUGUCUCAGCGGCUGGACACUACUCUUAUUCCCACAUCAUCCUGCAUGCUGUCAACUUUUAAACAAGAGCAGUUCAUGGACGUGCCAUCCGGAGCCUCUCUUUUCAGUGAAGACCUUCAGGACGACAAAACCAACAAAAACGGCUCUGUGAACUUCAAUGAAGCUGCCUUUUAUGGGAAGAAUUACUUAGAAAUGGACUAUGUUAAAGCCGCAAAGACGGACGACACGUUUGAGGAUAAAGAGAAAAAAGACAUCAACUGUUCACAAGAAGAGCCGAGUGAGGAUCUAAAGCUGGAUGAUCCGGAUCGUCCCAAACAGAGGAAACGCAGGAAGCCUCGCGUGCUCUUCUCUCAAGCGCAGGUGUACGAGCUGGAAAGGCGCUUCAAACAGCAGAAAUAUCUGUCUGCACCUGAGCGAGAUCAUCUAGCCAAUGUGCUCAAGCUCACCUCCACACAGGUGAAGAUCUGGUUUCAAAACAGACGCUAUAAAUGUAAGAGACAGCGUCAGGAUCAGACCCUGGAGAUGGUGGGCAUCGCACCUCCAAGACGCAUUUCGGUGCCGGUUUUGGUUCGAGAUGGAAAACCAUGCUUGGCAGACACGUCCACUUACAAUGCUUCUUACAAUGUGGGAAUCAAUCAUUUCACCUAUAACACUUAUCCGGCGUUUAGUAACUUCCCGAGUCCAGGCAACACGAACUACUCAUGCAACUAUCCAUCAAGCAUGCCGAGCAUCCCCUCCUCACAGUCCAACAGUAACUACAUGAACUUUGGAGUUGGGGAUUUAAACAAUGUCCAGGCAUCAUUUCAAUCCAGCAGCGGGGUGUCAUCAUUACAUGGCAUCCGGGCUUGGUGAAAGACAAUAAAAGACGAAAUUUACUGCAUGUGUUAUUUCAAUAUUAUUGGCAUUGUUAAUGAUUAUUUGUAUUUUGCUGAAAGGCAUCAAGGCUGGGAUGUUUUAUGUUUAGGCCUGCUUGUGAAAUGGUAGAUUGUCAGUUCAUUUUUACGCUUUAAUAUCUUAUAUACUUUAUUUUCUAUAAACCAUGUUUAAAUAACUUGCUUGCACUUGUGUUAAAUUAUGAGAAAUUAAGUUCACAACAUAUUACCUUAUUUAUGAUUUUCACCAGAUAUAUUAUGAGGCCCGCGUGCAACCUACAAAUAGGGCAAAGUUAUCAAGGUUGCAACAUUUUCUUUUCCCAUUUUCCUUCUUUCUUUUGGUGUAUCACAUAUAGACUGAAACUUUAUCAUACUAUAAAAAGAAUAGCAAAAAAGCAUAAAUUGAUAAAAUAUUACUUUUUUUGCAUAUGAAUGCAAUUAUUUUCGUUGUGAAAAUAAGCAGAAGGCAUGCAUAUCGAACGAAUAUGUCAACAUUUUUUAUUAUUAAUUUGUCUGUGUAGGUUUGAUUUGUAUAUUUUUAAGAAAAA
Molecule: messenger RNA, 1837 nt
Organism: Misgurnus anguillicaudatus (oriental weatherfish)
Lineage: Eukaryota; Metazoa; Chordata; Actinopteri; Cypriniformes; Cobitidae
Product: homeobox protein Nkx-2.5
Biological process (GO): regulation of transcription by RNA polymerase II; cell differentiation
Cellular component (GO): nucleus
Molecular function (GO): RNA polymerase II cis-regulatory region sequence-specific DNA binding; DNA-binding transcription factor activity, RNA polymerase II-specific
Source: RefSeq, a predicted model, not a curated record